Messenger RNA from Gekko japonicus, 2418 nucleotides. Its product is annotated as vomeronasal type-2 receptor 26-like. Gene Ontology annotation, molecular function: G protein-coupled receptor activity. Lineage: Eukaryota; Metazoa; Chordata; Lepidosauria; Squamata; Gekkonidae. Bases 1 to 2418 code for a protein of 805 amino acids. The transcript has 5 exons. The record is from RefSeq and is a predicted model, not a curated record. Gene Ontology annotation, cellular component: membrane. Gene Ontology annotation, biological process: G protein-coupled receptor signaling pathway.
AUGCCUCAGAACUACCAGCACAUCCUAGCUUGGGCAUUUGCUGUCAAGGAGAUCAAUGAAAAUCCCCACAUCUUGCCAAAUGCCACCUUAGGAUUCCAUAUCUAUGACAGCUAUUUUCAUCCAAGGUUAACUUAUCGGGCUGCUCUGCAACUUAUUUCUCCAAGGAAGAGAUUUGUCCCUAACUAUAAGUGUGAUACCCAGGACAAUCUACAUGCAUUUCUGGAGGGCAUUCAUUCAGAAAGCUCUCAGCAUAUACCUGAUGUUCUGAGCAUCUACAAGAUUCCACAGCUCUUGUAUGGUCCUGCCCCAAUAAUGAUGGAUAACAACCAAGUUCCAUUCUUCUAUAAUAUGAUCCCAAAUGACAUGCAUCAAUACCUGGGAAUUGUUCGAUUACUUCUCCACUUCAAUUGGACGUGGAUUGGAUUCUUUGCUGUGGUUGGUGUGAAUUUAGAAUGGUUCAUGGAGAAGAUGUUUCCGAUCUUUUCCCAGUAUGGCAUCUGUUUUGCCUUCAUGUAUGCAUAUUCCAAUUUAGGUUAUCGUGAUUUCAGGGAAGACAAUAUGAAAUGGUUUGCAGAAAUGUAUGGAGAAAUCAUGAAGAGUACAGCUAAUGUAGUGGUCUUCAAAGGAGAUGUUCGUUGUUGGACAAUUUUGAGAGGUUUGCUAUAUCUUGUACAACUUCAUCACAAGAUGCAAAACCCCAAAGGUAAAGUCUGGAUUCUAGAAGACCAGAUUGAAUUAAAAACACAUGCCAACAAAAGACACUGGGAUGUACAAAUCUUCCAUGGUGCAUUAUCUGUUGGAAUCCACUCCAACGAACUUCAAGGAUUCCGACAUUUUUUUAAGAACAGAAACCUUGCUAGUGCAGAAGAAGAUGGUUUCAUCAGAGACUUUUGGUCAUACACAUUUGGCUGUGUGUUCCCAGAUAUGGAUGUGAGCAGUGUGAAUCAAGGUAACUGCACUGGGAGUGAGACACUGAAGGACCUGCCUGGAUUUGAAAUGAGCAUGACUGGCCAUAGCUACAGCAUCUACAAUGCGAUCUAUGCCAUUGCCUAUGCUUUCCAUGCUAUGUAUUCUUACACAUCAAAUAUUAGAAAAAAGAUGGAAGGAGAAAGAAGGAAGUUUCAGCAUCAGCAACCAUGGCAGCUCCAUCACUUUCUGAGACAUGUCUCAUUUAACAACAGUGCUGGAGACCAGAUUUAUUUUAACUAUAAUUUGGAAUUGGUAGCAGGAUUUGAUGUUAUCAAUUGGGUGACAUUCCCAAACCAAUCUCUUGCUCGAGUGAAAGUUGGAAAGAUUGAUCUUCAAGCUCCUUCAGACCAAGCACUCCAGAUAGACAAAGAAUCCAUAAUAUGGCACACCCAAUUUAACCAGGCACAGCCUCUUUCAGUAUGCAGUGAGAGCUGUAAUCCUGGUUAUAGGAAGGAAAAGAAAGAAAAGGAGCCAUUCUGCUGUUAUAAUUGCGUUCGGUGUUCAGAAGGGAUGAUCUCUGAUGGUCAAGACAUGGCUGACUGUUCCCAGUGUUCAAUUGGCUAUCUGCCAAACAAGGACCAAAAUUAUUGCACUCCCAAGAUUGUAACAUUCCUGUCUUUUGAAGAACCAUUGGGCAUUGGCCUUCUUCUUGUUAUUUUUUCACUUUUUGUGUUCACAGCACUGGUGCUCAGAAUAUUUAUGAAACACCACAACACCCCCGUAGUAAAAGCCAACAACUGUAACCUCACCUACACUCUUCUUAUCUGCCUCCUGCUCUGCUUUCUUUCUCCAUUAUUCUUCAUUGGCAAACCUGAGCCGGUAACAUGUCUCCUCCGCCAAACGUCUUUUGGCAUCAUCUUCUCAAUGGCUGUUUCUUGUAUAUUAGCAAAAACCAUCACAGUGGUUGUAGCUUUCAUGGCCACUAAGCCUGGAAGCAGGCUAAGGAAGUUGGUGGGGAAAGGACUGGCAAACUUUAUUGUUCUUUUCUGUUCUCUUAUUCAAGUAUGCAUUUGCUCAGCAUGGUUGGGAGUCUCUCCCCCAUUUCCAGAUGUUGACAUGCAUUCAAUGAUGGAAGAAUCCAUCCUGGAAUGUAAUGAGGGAUCACCUAUCAUAUUUUGCUGUGUCUUGGGCUACAUGGGUUGCCUUGCUUUUGUCAGCUUCUCUGUUGCUUUUCUUGCCAGGAAGUUGCCUGACAGUUUCAAUGAAGCCAAGUUUAUCACAUUCAGCAUGUUGGUCUUUUGCACUGUUUGGUUAUCCUUUAUUCCAGCCUACCUGAGUAUCAAGGGGAAAUACAUGGUUGCUGUGGAGAUCUUUUCCAUCUUAGCAUCCAGUGCUGGCCUGCUAGGUUGUAUCUUUUUGCCAAAAUGCUACAUUAUACUACUGAGGCCUGAGCUAAACAAUAAACAACAGCUAAUGAAGGUCGGUCCUUCUCAAUUUCUUCCAACUUAA